AUGGCAUCCUCAGAUCCAUACACGCAAAAGAACAAGGAUGAGCCCGGCACCGAGGAGAAGAUCAACGCCCUCAGCGACUUCGUCAAGUCUUCCAAGUUCGGCAUGAUGACCACCCGCAUCGCAGACUCCGGCCUGCUAGUAUCAAGAUGCAUGGCAGUAGCGGCUCAGGAAUCCGGCGGCGUCGACUACCUCUUCCACACCAACACGGAAUCCGGCAAGACCGACGACCUCAACUCGGACGAGCACGUCAACAUCUCCUUCUUAACACCCAGCGGCGCGUGGGCCUCCAUUUCCGGCACCGCCAGCAUCAUCACCGACCGCGACACCGUCAAGAAAUACUACACCCCGACGUUGAAGACCUGGUUGGGCGAUCAAGGUGACGGGGUCCACGACGGAAGCGAGAACGAUCCCCGGAUCGGCAUCAUCAAGGUCAAGGCCUUGACGGCGACGUACGCGCUGCCCAAGGGAUGGAGUGUCGGACGGGGCAUUGAGAUCGUCAAGGGCGCCAUCACAGGCGAGACGGCCGAGGUUUCUCAGCUGCGCGAGAUUAGCGAGCAGGAGAUCAAGCAGUGGCGAAGCUCGCACUAG
Molecule: messenger RNA, 588 nt
Organism: Cladophialophora yegresii CBS 114405
Lineage: Eukaryota; Fungi; Ascomycota; Eurotiomycetes; Chaetothyriales; Herpotrichiellaceae
Product: protein bli-3
Exons: 3
Coding region: 1-588 (195 amino acids)
Source: RefSeq, a predicted model, not a curated record